Candidozyma haemuli is the source of this 951-nucleotide messenger RNA. RefSeq names its product 1,3-beta-glucanosyltransferase (gene PGA5). The transcript is spliced from 3 exons. Bases 1 to 951 code for a protein of 316 amino acids. Gene Ontology annotation, cellular component: cytoplasm; fungal-type cell wall. Gene Ontology annotation, molecular function: 1,3-beta-glucanosyltransferase activity. Gene Ontology annotation, biological process: fungal-type cell wall (1->3)-beta-D-glucan biosynthetic process. The record is from RefSeq and is a predicted model, not a curated record. NCBI's taxonomy places the organism in Eukaryota, Fungi, Ascomycota, Pichiomycetes, Serinales, Metschnikowiaceae.
AUGUUCUUCCACCACUGGGCGUCCCAAGCGCUCCUAUUCGCCUCUACGGCACUAGCGUCAACUACAAGCUCUACAGACAUCUCGCCAAUCCACAUUGCCUCUAACAAAUUCUUCGACGAGGCCGGAACCCAGUUCUUCAUCAAGGGCAUAGCGUACCAGCGGCAGAUGCCAGGCUACGAGAACCAGCCGUUCCCAGAAAUCCAAAAGGGCUACAUCGACUCGCUCGCCCACCCCGAAAAGUGCCUUCCAGAUAUCGAGCUCCUCAAAGAACUCAACGUCAACACUAUCAGAGUGUACCAGAUAGACCCAGACCAGUCCCAUGAGACAUGUAUGCAUGCCUUGGCUCGCAACGGUAUCUACGUCUUGGUAGACCUUCUGGAGCCCAAGCAUGCGAUUAACCGAAACGACCCUUCGUGGCAUACCGAGCUUUUCCAGCACUUCCAGGCGGUUAUCGACAACAUGCACCGAUAUGAUAACGUACUAGGGUUUAUUGCGGGAAACGAGGUGGUGACUUCUUCCAGUGAUGCCCUGGCUGCUGCCUAUGUCAAGGCAGCCAUUCGCGACUCCAAGGCCUACCAGAGGCAGAAAGGGUACCGUCAGAUACCUAUUGGAUAUACCGCCAACGACGACGAAGAAACACGAAAAGAGGCUCUUCAGUAUUUCCAGUGUCCUAGUAAUAGCACUGACAGCGUGGCUGACUUUUACGGCAUCAACAUGUUUGAAUGGUGUGGGUAUUCUACGUUUGCAACCUCUGGGUUUAGAGCCAGAACGAGGGAGUUUUCGCAGCUGGCGGUGCCGGUAUUCCUCAGUGACGAGUUCGAUAGUCCUGAAUUGUCCAAAGAAAACCAGGCUUUAUUCAAGAAAGUGUGUGAAGUGGUGGACUGUUCAGCUGUCACUGGCGAUGGAGGAAGUGGAAAUGACGAGGUUGGCGUGGGCGCUACUGAAAGCUGA